This is a messenger RNA of Caenorhabditis elegans, 1268 nucleotides long. RefSeq names its product G-protein coupled receptors family 1 profile domain-containing protein (gene frpr-6). Gene Ontology annotation, molecular function: G protein-coupled receptor activity. The record is from RefSeq and is marked reviewed. Gene Ontology annotation, cellular component: membrane. Bases 30 to 1079 code for a protein of 349 amino acids. NCBI's taxonomy places the organism in Eukaryota, Metazoa, Nematoda, Chromadorea, Rhabditida, Rhabditidae. Gene Ontology annotation, biological process: G protein-coupled receptor signaling pathway; signal transduction. The transcript is spliced from 6 exons.
CAAUUUUCAGAUUCAAUUUCUCGAACAAUAUGCAAUUGACUGGAUGGCCCGAAUAUGUUUCAAUGAUUUAUCUUCCAAUAAUACUAGUUGGAUUAGUUGGAAAUGGAUUGUCCCUAUACGUCUACACAACUCCAAACAUGCGAAAGUCAACUGUCGCCUUCUUACUCUACUCACUUUCAAUUUGUGACAUUUUUGUGCUUCUUUUUGCGCUUCCACUAUAUAGCAUCUCAUAUUUGCCUAUUUGGGACAAUGUCUAUGGUGCUUGGUCAAUGCGCCGUAUGUUUAUUGCAUUUUCAACAAAAUUCUUCUAUCCGUUAUGCAUGACUGCAAAAACUGCAAGUCUUUAUAUAAUGGUGGUGAUUACUGUAGAACGAUGGAUUGCAGUCUGCCGACCGUUACAGGUCCACAUUUGGUGCACAUUCAAAAACUCAGUUAGAAUUGUUAUAGCCAUCAUAACAUUUUCAAUUAUUCUGAACUUCCCUAAAUUCUUUGAAUACCAAAUUGGCUAUUCGGAUGCAUUGGGAUACUGGCCAAAACGUGGAAUUUUGGAUGCAGAAGAGCACUGGUGGUACUACAUUUCAUAUUUUAUCAUCAUUUCUGUCAUUUUUGACUACCUUCUGCCAUUUGUUAUAAUGUUCAUUGCAAACAUGAAAGUCAUCAAUGAACUGAGAAAAUCAAGGAAGGAGAGAGCACUUUUGACGACUUCGCUUCAAAAAGAGCAAAAUACAACUGUGAUGUUGUUGGUUGUGACUAUUCUCUUUGGAUUCUGUCACUUUUUCAGUAUGGCUCUCAAAUUGUUCGAGAGCAUUUUUAAAGAUUUUCUCAAUCGACACAAUGAAUAUUUCGAAGUGAUGAUUGAAGUAUCUAAUAUUCUCAUCGUCAUUCAUAUUGGCACGACAUUCUUCAUAUAUUACUUUUUCUCGGCUAGAUUCAGGAAUAUUUUGUGCUAUUUGUUCAAAAAACGAAGCAACCUUCCGGAUAAUAGCCUCACAGACUUGAACAAACGGAAGCUUCUUCAAAAAUCCGAUUCAAUAUGUACUUCACUGGCAAAAACAUCACCAAAAACAUCAAUGGCAUAAUAAUCUGAAAAUAGGAUAUAUAGUAGUCUCCCAAUCUCUUGAUCUUUUGUUUCUGAUAUUUCUUUUUUACUUCCUUGGAUCUUUUUGUUCCUGCUUGCCAUCCUCUUCGGCGUCAUAAUAAUCAUUCCGAAAGUUGUUUUCCUAUAUCUUACGAACGGUUCAAUGAAAUAAAAUGUUGUGAAUUUUAUU